Molecule: messenger RNA, 2087 nt
Organism: Cygnus atratus (black swan)
Lineage: Eukaryota; Metazoa; Chordata; Aves; Anseriformes; Anatidae
Product: chloride intracellular channel protein 2-like
Exons: 6
Coding region: 99-833 (244 amino acids)
Biological process (GO): chloride transmembrane transport; negative regulation of ryanodine-sensitive calcium-release channel activity
Molecular function (GO): chloride channel activity
Source: RefSeq, a predicted model, not a curated record
AGCCCGGCGCGAGGUGCUGCAGCUGCGCGCCGCAGAGGACGGGCGAAACUCAGCGCGGCAGUGAGCGGGUCCCCCAACAAGUUCCCAACGCCGCCGGGAUGGAGAGCCGGCCGUCGAAGGAGCCCGAGAUCGAGCUCUUCGUCAAGGCUGGUCUGGAUGGAGAAAACAUCGGGAACUGCCCCUUCUGCCAGCGCCUCUUCAUGGUGCUGUGGCUCAAGGGGGUGAAGUUCAACGUCACCACGGUGGACAUGACCAGGAAACCCGAAGAGCUGAAGGAUUUAGCGCCAGGCACCAACCCACCCUUCCUGCUGUUCAACAGGGAGCUGAAAACCGACUUCAUCAAGAUCGAGGAGUUCCUGGAGCAGACCCUGGGCCCACCCACGUACCCGCACCUGAGCCCCAAGUACAAGGAGUCCUUUGACGUGGGCAGCGACAUCUUCGCCAAGUUCUCGGCGUACAUCAAGAACCCGCGCAAAGAAGCAAACAGCAACCUGGAGAAGGCGCUGCUGCGGGAGUUUCAUCGGCUGGAUCAGUACCUCAACAACCCGCUGCCCGAGGAGAUCGACCAGGACAGCGUGGAGGACAUCGCCGUCUCCAAGAGGAAAUUCCUGGACGGGGACCACCUGACGCUGGCUGACUGCAACCUCCUGCCCAAGCUGCACAUCAUCAAGAUUGCAGCCAAAAAGUACCGCGACUUCGAGAUCCCGGCCGACAUGACGGGCGUCUGGCGCUACCUCAACAACGCCUACGCCUGCGAUGAGUUCAGCCACACGUGUCCCGCAGACGAGGAGAUCAUUCACACCUACGCCAGCGUGGCCAGGAAGAUGACCUAGCCCCGCUGCAGGACCGCCGGUCCCUCCGCCUCCCACCAAACCCUGGCCAAGAGAGGGGCUGGAGGGGGGUUUGGCAUCCCUAGACCCCAACCUGUGGAAACAGCGCCUUGCUUUGCACCCCCCCACGUGCCACCAGCACUGACCGCACCUAUGGACCGGUCGCUGCGUGGCCACAGUGGCAACCGUGUCACUGUCCCUCCCCUCCCUCCCCUCCAAAGAAAAACCCAACACCCUGGUGUCAUGACACAUCAUGGGAAAAGCCAAGCACCGGACUUCGUGGUGGAGACGAGACCUCCCAGCGGGUCCCACCACCGCCACCACCCGCGCUGGAAGAGGUGAGACCGCCCCAAAGGUCCCACCACCAUCCGUGCUUGGGCCGGCUGCCUGUCCCACGAGGCAUCCAGGCUCCAGCUGAAGACACCGAAAGCUCUUCCCCUACAGUUUAUCUGCAGCGAUAGCUUGCAACAUGCGUCCGUGUCCUCGCGGGGACGUUUGGGCAGGUCGCUGCUGGGGAUGGCGCUUGGUGUGCUGGUGCGGGGACCUGCUGGUGGCUGGGAAGGAGGGAUGCGGGGACACACGGAGGGCUCUGCGGGGUCUCCUCACAGACCUGCAGCCCCAGGGCAUCAGGGACAUCCUGCAGGGGCCAGGCGGUGCUGGCUGUGAGCUCCCACCUGGCCCCUGUGAGAUAACAGGUCCUGACGGACCCCCGCAGGAGAUGCAGCCAUGUGCAGCCCCACGUCCGCUGCCCCUUCCCUGCUCCCCACCAGCACUUCCCCACCUGAUCUGGGGAGAGGCAUGGAGCAGAGCAUCCACCUGGUUCCCAUACCCAGCACCAGCUGAAAGCUGCUUGGCAAAGCACCCAGGGAGACACCUGGGCAGGUUUGGUGCCAGCCCGGCUCAGUUUUUAUGCCUUCCCACCAGGUGCCAAAGCCUCCCGGCCUCCCCAUCCCACACCUCCACCUCCUCCAAGGGCUUCUGCCCAUGCAUGCCAACUCCGCCAGCCCCCUCGAGCCCCCAUGGCCAGCAAAAAAUACUGUACAGUGAGCGCCAGGGUCCCGCAGGGACCCGCGACGGCAGAGCCACCCGCCAGCUCUCACUGCCACCUCCCUCUUUGCACUAAAAGGUGUGUCCUCGCAAGCCUGCUCCCACAGCACCGGGUUUGGGGACUGGUUUUGUAACUGAUGGGUUUCAGGUUGUUUGUUGGGUGUUAUUUUUUUGUAACUAAGAACAGCAAUAAACUUUAUUUUAAUACGC